AUGGUUAAGAUCGACUUUGCUCUCCUUGCCCUGGCCGCCCUCGGUCCUACCCUUGGUGCCGCCUAUCCCACUGAUGCGGAUGGCCAAGAUGCUCCUGACCUUGUCGCUAGGCAGAGCAACAGGUUUACUUGCAACUAUUCCUCAAGCAAAAGAGCCCGCGCCUCUACUGUCGCUGCUUGUAUUGACUCGAUUGCGGAGUACGGCAAAGAUGGAAAAGCCUGUCCGGUUGGCAGAUACCGCGUGAUCUGCAAGAAGUUCCCAUCUAUAUCUGUUUCUGUCUUCGAUGGCGGAGAAUCAAGAGCCCCAUGUGCCAAGUGGGCGCGGGAUCUCGGAGCGUUUUUGGACCGAUGUACCGAUGACAGAGGAACGAUUAAUGUCGAGGCAGCAUAG
This is a messenger RNA of Fusarium tjaetaba, 390 nucleotides long. RefSeq lists its product as uncharacterized. The transcript is spliced from 4 exons. Bases 1 to 390 code for a protein of 129 amino acids. The record is from RefSeq and is a predicted model, not a curated record. Lineage: Eukaryota; Fungi; Ascomycota; Sordariomycetes; Hypocreales; Nectriaceae.